UAGAUCCGACUGGCGUAACGUUUCUUAUCAAAUUUCUCCUUUGUACUUUUGAGACCGAAGAGUUUGGGCGGCACAGUGAAGAGGGUGGAGAAAGUGAGGAAGGUGGAUAUGAGGACGUUGUUUUUACGUUUGCUUCCCACUUUCUCCCACUUCAAGCGACUGCAGGCGACGAUGGCCACACACGUUGUGCUGAACACGGGCGCCAAAAUGCCGAUCAUCGGGCUCGGGACGUGGAAGUCUCCUCCUGGUCAAGUUAAAGCAGCCAUAAAAGAAGCAAUCAGUGUAGGCUACCGUCAUAUUGACUGUGCCUAUAUCUAUGAAAACGAAGAAGAAGUUGGAGAAGGCAUGCAGGAAAAGAUCAAAGAUGGAACUGUGAAAAGGGAGGAGCUCUUUGUUGUCAGCAAGCUCUGGAGCACAUUCCAUGUGAAGUCCAUGGUGAGAAAAGCUUGUGAGAAGUCUCUGUCUGACCUAAAACUCAGUUACAUGGAUCUUUACCUUAUGCACAAGCCCAUGGGAUAUAAGGCUGGUGAUGUCCUUUUUCCAUUUGAUGACAAAGGCUUGGUCAUCCCAGACAAUACAAACUUCCUAGACACCUGGGAGGCUUUGGAAGAGCUCGUGGAUGCUGGUUUGGUGAAGGCGAUUGGCAUUUCCAAUUUCAACCACAAACAAAUUGAAGCAAUCUUAAACAAGCCGGGUCUGAAAUAUAAACCAGCAGUGAAUCAGGUUGAGUGUCAUCCAUAUCUGACACAAGAGAAACUGAUCAACUACUGCCAGUCAAAGGGGAUCUGUGUCACAGCGUACAGCCCUCUGGCUUCACCAGAUAGACCAUGGGCAAAACCAGAAGACCCUUCCUUACUACAGGAUCCUAAAAUCAAGGCCAUUGCUCAAAAACAUAAAAAAACUUCAGCACAGGUUCUGAUUCGCUUCCACAUUCAAAGAAAUGUUGUUGUCAUUCCGAAAUCUGUGACUCCUAGUCGCAUUGCAGAGAAUUUCAAGAUUUUUGAUUUUGAACUAAGUAAGGAGGAAAUGAAUGUUAUCUUGAGCUUCAACAGGAACUGGAGGGCGCUGCCAAUGGAAUGGGGCGUGAAGCACAAAGAUUACCCUUUUCGUGAAGAAUACUAAGGAAGCUGUGAUUUACCUGAAGGAGAAACAAUAAGCUCAUGCUUUGUGGUUUAUAGAUAAGCAUGCAUUUAUUUAUUUGCUUUACCCUAAUAAAUACCUACAGUAUGUUUAUUAAAAAAAAGAUUCAUAUAUCUUACACAUAUCUAAUUUUUUAAAAAAAAGGAUGUAUAAGAGAAUUAGUGGGUGUAUUGUAGUUUGGUCAAAACAGACAUUUGCUUGGUUUUAAACCUUCGUCAGAUCUUUUAGUACUUUUAUCUUUAGUCAUCUGAAAGAUGGAAACUGCUUCUGCUAUUUGUAAUUAUUAUCGAUACAGGUGUAAAGUACAAAUACAUUUUAGGAUGUAAUCAUUCUUUAUUUUUCAACUUGCAGAUCAUAUAUACAAUCAAUGGCAUUUUGUAUUCCAAAAUAAAAACUCUUCCAUCUAGCUUGUUUACAUCUGUUGUAUAUUCUCUGCUACUUCUAUUAAACAUUCAAUAAUCAA
Molecule: messenger RNA, 1603 nt
Organism: Erpetoichthys calabaricus (reedfish)
Lineage: Eukaryota; Metazoa; Chordata; Cladistia; Polypteriformes; Polypteridae
Product: aldo-keto reductase family 1 member B1-like
Exons: 10
Coding region: 109-1122 (337 amino acids)
Cellular component (GO): cytosol
Molecular function (GO): aldose reductase (NADPH) activity
Source: RefSeq, a predicted model, not a curated record